Strongylocentrotus purpuratus (purple sea urchin) is the source of this 3967-nucleotide messenger RNA. It is a transcript of the gene cdk7, whose product is annotated as cyclin-dependent kinase 7. Gene Ontology annotation, cellular component: nucleus; transcription factor TFIIK complex; cytoplasm. The record is from RefSeq and is a predicted model, not a curated record. The transcript is spliced from 11 exons. Bases 69 to 1118 code for a protein of 349 amino acids. Gene Ontology annotation, biological process: positive regulation of transcription by RNA polymerase II; protein phosphorylation. Lineage: Eukaryota; Metazoa; Echinodermata; Echinoidea; Camarodonta; Strongylocentrotidae. Gene Ontology annotation, molecular function: ATP binding; RNA polymerase II CTD heptapeptide repeat kinase activity; cyclin-dependent protein serine/threonine kinase activity.
CCCCCCAUCAAGCGACGGAAGCUGUGUAUUCGAGGUGAAGGCUCGCUGGCUGCUGACUCUUCUCUAAAAUGGCUCGGAACAUGCUGGCAGGAGAUCGCUCCAAGUUAUAUGAAAAUAUAGACUUUUUAGGUGAAGGUCAGUUUGCUACAGUCUACAAGGCCCUCGAUCUUCAGCAUGAUGGCAAGAUAGUAGCAGUGAAAAAGAUUAAGCUUGGGCACAGGUCUGAGGCCCAGGAUGGCAUCAACAGGACGGCUCUUAGAGAAAUCAAAUUGCUGCAGGAGAUUAAACAUGAAAAUGUGAUUGGGCUUCUUGACUGUUUUGGUCAACGAUCCAACAUCAGCCUUGUGUUUGACUUCAUGGAGACAGAUCUUGAGGUGAUCAUCAAAGAUAGCAGUGUAGUGUUGACUCCAUCACACAUCAAGGCUUAUACCAUGAUGGCUUUAAGGGGUCUAGAGUACCUUCAUGCUAACUGGAUUUUACAUAGGGACAUGAAGCCCAACAAUCUGCUGCUUGAUGAGAAUGGUGUCUUGAAGAUUGGAGAUUUUGGUUUGGCAAAGUUCUAUGGCAGCCCAAACAGGAUCUAUACACAUCAGGUUGUAACAAGAUGGUACAGAUGCCCAGAGCUGUUGUUUGGGGCCAGGAUCUACGGCACAGGGGUGGACAUGUGGGCCAUGGGUUGCAUCCUAGCAGAGCUACUCCUCCGGGUCCCGUUCUUACCCGGGGAAUCAGACCUGGACCAGCUGAGCAGGAUCUUCCAGACCAUGGGGACACCCUCAGAAGAGGAAUGGCCAAAUAUGUCAGCUCUAGCAGACUAUAUCGAGUUUAAGAAGUUUCCAGGUACCCCUCUCCGAGAUAUCUUCACUGCUGGCACGGAUGACCUUUUGACCCUUCUCAAAGGUCUUCUUCUUAUGGAUCCUUGCAGACGAUGUAAGGCCACUGAGGCACUUAAGAUGCCAUACUUCUAUACAAAGCCAGCACCGACUCCAGGCCACCUACUACCCAGACCAGGAAUGGUAGCCGCAGCAGCAAAUGGCAAGCAACAACCCAAGCUAGGCAGCAAGAGAAAGAUGGCUGAUGAUAUAGGAACAGGGUCGACAGCAAAGAAGCUUGUAUUUUGAUACAGCCAAAUCCUUGGGAUACUGGGAGGCAAGGGAAGUACCGCUUUGAGCAGUGGUUUCUUCGUAGACACUUUGCAUAGCGUCGAAUACACCUAAAGUCAUCCGUAGAGCAGCGGCCGCAGUCAGGCUCCUCGGUGAUGAACUGACAUGCUAGGCAGGACGUGUGCUGACACUGACCUUGGCAACUCUGAGGGACAUCUGCAUUAUCUCUAGAUUGGACAAAGAUACAAGAGAAAGUGCAAUUAGAAGAUGUUAUUCAAACUGUUAUUGACGAUAUUUAGUUGUCAAAUUGUAACUUAAUGGAAAGUUGAGUUCUGGGAAGAGGUGAAAAAUAUUUUUUGAGCGUUAUCAUUGUUAUUAUGCAAGUGUGGAAGAACAUCAGAUAAAAAAUGUUCCCUGAAAAGCAUGGCUCUUCAAAUGCCUUAAUAUUCUAAAUAUGGCAUGUAACAUCACGAAAAUCGGGACAUAUUUUAUGCUACAUGUUCGUGUAGUCCCAUAUACAUCUUUCUGCGUACAGUGCUUGUAACUUUACCAAGACUGGGCCAAAUUUCUUAUCAUUUUGAUGAUUCCAGAACCUUGCAGUCCAUACCAAUACUUAUAUGCCAGAUGAUCGACCUUUUCUGAUCGAUUCCACAACGUUUCUUUCACAAUGCAAUUGCAUGACCAGAACUCAACUUUAUCUUUAAGAAAUGGAUUGAAGAAGACCAUUUUGUAUUGAAUUCAUAUUUACAGAUAUGCAUCUUAUCUCUCAAUGAUAAGACAAGCAUUGUUGUUCAACGUGUCUCACACAAUUAAUUCCCUUUUUAAAAAGUAUUGUUUGCUUACUGAAUAGUUGUUGCUGGGUUGGAUAAACCUCAGACAAGAUUUUUCCAUCAAUAACUUUGUCUGGAAUGUAAGCAUUUUACAUUAUAUUAAUAAACACAAUAGCUGUUCAUGGAGAGAACGGUGAGUGUGGUAUCUCAAGUCAACUCUAGUUUGGUUGCCAAUACAUUUUACCCUCAAGAGGAAUUUAGGAAGAGAGGGACAAAUAUGUGUGUACUUUACAAUCUUCCAUAAGAGCUCUAUGAUUCAGACAUUCAUGAAAAUAACAGGUUACACAGUAAAAUUGUAGUUUUAAAUAUAUUUUUUGAAAUGUAGUCAUGAUAUUACUAAGAUUAUUCAUAUGUUUUGAAAUAAAGUCCAAGUAAUAUUCUUUGAUGUAAUGAUGCAUAAAGCAACAUUUAAAUGUUGACAAAGAUACAAUGUUUUCUUUCCUCUAUGACCAAGUCACAUAGUCUCUUCCAUUCUGUCAUUCAUUUACACGUAACAUAUUCAGGGAUUGUGUAAAGAUUACACAUCAUAUUUUCUAUUUUCUUUAGCUAAUUAAUUUGAUUAUUUCUACAUAAACAGUACUGAGCAACUCUUAUUUUAUGUAGGCAAAUGGAUGUAGAAUGGAAAGGUGCAUUUUUUGUUCAUUAUUAUGAAACUUUCUUCAGUAUAUCUUUCAUUGAAAGAUUUGAAGAAUUAAAGAGAUACAUAAUAAAUAAAAGCAGAUUGAAAGGGCUCAAGAUGUAUUCUGUCACAUUGUUUUUCAACUAAAUGAUAUUGUGUUCUGCAUUUGGAGAAUUAUAUGGAAAAUGUUUACUAGCCAAAAGUCAUACAACUGGCUACAAUAGCUACAGAAAUUUGUAUAGCAUGGGGACAAAUUGGUAUCAACAAGCUAGUCACUUUGAGUGGCACAUUAGUGAGAGCAAAGUACAUUUUAGUAUGAUUUUCUUUUAAAAACUAAUUUAAGGUGAAAAUAUAGCAACAAUUUUAUUAAACAUCCAAUCUUUUAGUCUCAUGAUUUCCUACCACAAGCACUUCAGACUCGAUUCUUUGGUAGUCAAUUAUGUUGGAGGGAUCAAAGAUACCUACCUAAUAUAUUAGCGUUUAAUGUCACAUUGAACACGUUAAAGCAAAGCCAUAGGGGCUUAUAAAGCGCAGACAAAAAUGUGACGUUCUUUAGGCUUAAUCUGUCAUGUCAGUUACCCCAUAUUGUUAGCUAUUACAAGGAAAUUAAUAUUUCAAUUGUUGUAUAACAUGUAUGUAUGUUUAGAAUAUGACUAGAAGCUUUUGUUAAUACAAAAACUAGAUGCAAUGAAUCCAAACAGUCACACACUUUUCAAACUGUUAACAGUGAGUAAUAUAUCCUUGUCCAGUUUAUUUCAUAUCUGUUACGGCUACAAAGAGUCUGUUUUCUCUUCAACUAUUCAGUGAAUACUGCAAAAUUUGCUAUGUAUGUGACUGAUGGUCAAAUGUGUCUGAAUAACUGACUGAAAUAAGUUUUAGGACUCUUAACUUUGUUUGAAAGGGUCUUCAGUUAAAUAACCAAAAGAAAUGAUCUGAAUGUCAUGUCUGUGACGUUUGAAAUGCCCAUAUUCAAUUUAUGGAUAUACAAUGUAUUUUCUUUGUACUUAAUUGAUUGUAAGCCUAUGAAUUAUUGCUCAUAAUCUCUUAUGAUUGAUACCAGCAUCCAGCAAGUCAUAUGGUACUUUUGACCAAUUUCUGACAAGGUUCUUUUAUGACUUUUUAACUUUGGUUGCCAGCCAGGCAACCAAUCACCCUAAUUAAUUGCUUAGGUUGAUAACUUCAAAUGUCCAUGAUCAUCAUCAGACCUUCAUCCAAUAACAUUUUAUUGAUCAAGAAUAAAUGAUCACUUCAGACUGUAGUUUUUCUUGUAUCGGUAUUGUGUCAAUCCAAUAUUUUCCUGUGUACAAUGUAUUUGCAUAGAACAUGGAUGCCAAUUAGCCUAGUUCAUACAUUUUAUUUUUUCAUAUUUUCAAUUUUUUUUACAUGAAAUUCAUGAGUAUUUUCAAGAAAAUAAAAAA